Messenger RNA from Lolium perenne, 638 nucleotides. The record is from RefSeq and is a predicted model, not a curated record. Lineage: Eukaryota; Viridiplantae; Streptophyta; Magnoliopsida; Poales; Poaceae.
GGUUCUAUCCAAGAGCCCCAAAGAAGGAAGAGUUCCAUGGUGGCAUAACCUCGUCAAAGCCAUGGCCGUGCCGUUUGAAGAUCACACGUCUCCCUCAGCUUCUUUUACUGAGCACGGUCAAACCCCUGCCACUGACGGCUCGUCGGCUACUUAUCUCCCUCCUGCGCUUCCUCUACCUCUAGACCUGCAUUCCCAUUCUCUCCUCUGACAUUCUGCUCGAUGUCGGGUGAGGAGCAAGGAGCGAAGCCGGCGACGACGGUGAGGAUCGUCGAGACGGUGUACAUCGAGGCCGGCACGGCCGACGACUUCAAGGCCGUCGUGCAGCGGCUCACCGGCAGGGACUCCUCUGCCACCGCCAUCGCGGCAGCGGAGAAUGACCGGGCUGAUCUGCAGGCUGCUGAUCGGAGGGGUGGCGGAGGAGGGCGCUCCCGUGGUGGUCGCGAGGUAGGCAGCACCUCCGACGUGAAGCGAGCAGCUGAGGUCGAUGCUGUGCAUAAGUGAACUAAUCGUGUUCUAGGUUCCAGCCAGCUUAAUUAUUGGCAAUAGCUUCCAUUUUCUCUUCUUGUUUUUCUCGUCUUUUGUUUGUCAGAAGUACUCAGUUUCAUGGCAAUUGUUUGAAUGUAAUCGUGUUUGAGGCG